Messenger RNA from Stegodyphus dumicola, 1879 nucleotides. It is a transcript of the gene Arl4, whose product is annotated as ADP ribosylation factor-like 4. NCBI's taxonomy places the organism in Eukaryota, Metazoa, Arthropoda, Arachnida, Araneae, Eresidae. The record is from RefSeq and is a predicted model, not a curated record. Gene Ontology annotation, molecular function: GTPase activity; GTP binding.
AACACCAAUGGCAGUCGAAGUAUCAGCGGGACUGGGAGCGGAGUUAUAUUGAUAUCCGCGGAUUUCUAUUCUGUAUUUGUAUAUUAAAAUGGUUAAGUCGGAUCUUGUUCAUAACAAUUCUCUGGCAUCUAGGCAUCAUUCUUGAUUGCAUGGCAGUGCUUUAAAAAAAAAAGGGUGUGCCACUGUGGUUUCUUACCUGAUCUUGUGCCGGAGGCACAGCGGCAAACAGGUCUUUGAAGGUAGGAGGUCUUACUACCGAGCAACUUCUAUGCUGGCAAUUCCAGAGUAUCAUUAUUUUUUGAUAAAUUUCGAUCUGCAGCGUUUGAAGAAGCAAAGUAUAUGAAUUAGUUUUUAUUUGCAAUUGUGUGAAUAAACAGGUGUAAGUAAACAAACAAAACAAAAAUUAGUACCUGCUUGUCAACAAUGUGUCAAUGUGUGUGCUUCAUUAACAGAAAGGUUCUAGUUUCACUGUUGAAAUGAAUCAAGUAAUUUUAUCUGUGCAACAUCUCUCUCUCUCCCGACUACCGGAGUAUCAUUAUUUCUUGAUAAAUUCGGAUCUUAAGCAUUUGAAGAACCAAAGUAUAUGAAUUAGUUUUUAUUCGUAAUGGUGUGAAGUAACAGGUGUAAGUAAACAAACGAAAAAAAUUAGUGCCGAAACAAAUGCUUGUUUGUCAUAGUUUUAUGGUAUGUGUGCUUCAUUGACAGAAAGGUUCUAGUUUUUCUGUUCAAAAGAAUCAUCAAAUAAUUUUAUCUGUGAAGCAUCUGUCUCCCUUCCGUCAUUUUAAUUUGACAGGCGUGGUAGAUACUGUGAGUGAAUUAUGUUAAGCCGAAUUCAUUUCUUCAUAAAGCGUUAAGAAUUAUUCGUUCAAAUCUUAAUAAACAAUAUUAUUUUGAUUGAAAUUUAGGCUGCAUAAAUAUGCCAACAUUUAUAAAAGACUUUCGAAUGUCAUCACAACAAAGGUGUGUCAUCUUUAAUUAGUGUGUGUUUGGGAUAUGGGUGCUGGCAUGGUGAAAGGCGGCUCAAUUCUUGAUAGUCUCCCACCGAAUCAACCUUUACAUGUCGUCAUGAUUGGACUAGACUCUGCAGGCAAAACUACUGCUUUAUAUAGACUUAAAUUCGAUCAGUAUAUCAAUACUGUUCCCACUAUAGGAUUUAAUUGUGAAAAGAUCAAAGGAACCACUGGUAAAGCAAAAGGAACUAGCUUUCUUGUGUGGGAUGUUGGUGGUCAGGAUAAAUUACGACCACUUUGGCGAUCGUAUACCAGGUGUACUGAUGGCAUUGUUUUUGUGUUGGAUAGUGUUGAUCAAGAGCGUAUGGAUGAAGCACGAAUGGAACUCAUGAAAACCAUCCGUUGCCCAGAAAACUCUGGAGUACCUAUCCUAGUCCUUGCAAACAAACAAGAUCUUCCGAACGCUAAGGAGCCUCAAGAAGUUGAAAAAAUCUUGGGACUACAUGAACUAGGACCGAAUGUUUUAUGGCAUGUUCAGCCUGCCUGUGCCAUUAUUGGUGAAGGAUUAGAUGAAGGACUAGAAGCAUUGUACGAAAUGAUACUAAAACGUAAAAGGUUAGCGAAACUUGCAAAGAAAAAAGGAAGGUAAAGCUUAGUUUAUGUGUAAAUAGUGUAAACAUUCGCCACAUAUAUAAUACAUGAAUGAACAUGUACAAAUUAGGUACUAAUAAUUACCACAACUUAUUCAUUGAAAAGCGCCAAGAUAUCUAAUUUAAGUGGUUGAUAAUUUAUGAAUUUGCGGAAUAGGAGUAGCGAUCAAGAGAGCGUUAAAUGCACUGUAAAGCAUGUUCUUCCACUUUUGGGCCGAACAAAGUAUAGUUCUUUAUCGUGUGUUUGUAUAAAUGUGAAUAUAGUUUACUUUUAUCAAA